UGCCACACCCGAUCUGGUGGCCAUGGUGGAAGUGCAGCUCGAGGACUACAACUACCCCCGGGAACUGCUGGUUGCUUUCAGUGCCUGCACGACCGUGCUGGUGGCCGUCCAUCUCUUUGCUCUCAUGGUGAGCACCUGCAUCCUGCCCAACAUUGAGGCCGUCAGCAACAUCCACAACCUCAACUCGGUCAACGAGUCGCCCCACGAGCGCAUGCACCACUACAUCGAGCUGGCCUGGGGCUUCUCCACCUCCUUGGGCAUCUUCCUCUUCCUGACCGAGGUGGUGCUGAUCUGCUGGGUUAAAUUCAUGCCCAUAGGCCGGGUUUCCUCAGGCAAGAAAUGCUGCACCGCUGCUCCGAUCCUGGCCAGUAGCGUUGCGGCCCCGACGGUGGCCGCUCCGGACAACUCGGGUUGGAACGCCGCCUUGGCCUCGACCGUGAUCAUGGUCCCGGUCGGUGUGGUCUUCAUCAUCUUUGCUUUGCACUUCUACCGGUCCCUGGUGGGCCACAAAACUGACCGGCACCAGCAAGAACUAGAGGAACUCAACCAGAUCAAGUAUCAGCUGGAUGGGGAAGCCACGGCACUGCAGGUGGUGUGA
Molecule: messenger RNA, 598 nt
Organism: Gekko japonicus
Lineage: Eukaryota; Metazoa; Chordata; Lepidosauria; Squamata; Gekkonidae
Gene: ORAI3
Product: ORAI calcium release-activated calcium modulator 3
Exons: 2
Coding region: 23-598 (191 amino acids)
Biological process (GO): store-operated calcium entry
Cellular component (GO): membrane
Molecular function (GO): store-operated calcium channel activity
Source: RefSeq, a predicted model, not a curated record